This is a messenger RNA of Fomitopsis serialis, 1347 nucleotides long. RefSeq names its product kinase-like domain-containing protein. Gene Ontology annotation, biological process: protein phosphorylation. The transcript is spliced from 4 exons. Gene Ontology annotation, molecular function: protein kinase activity; ATP binding. Bases 273 to 1121 code for a protein of 282 amino acids. Lineage: Eukaryota; Fungi; Basidiomycota; Agaricomycetes; Polyporales; Fomitopsidaceae. The record is from RefSeq and is a predicted model, not a curated record.
CAGCUUGUUAUGUAACGCCGCCCCCUGCGUAGGCUGACCAUAUCCUGCCUCCGCCCCCCACCAACUGCACUCGUUCUCUAAGAACUACGCUGUCCUUUGACAUGUUGAGCAACGUACGGGUUGACUCCUACUUAGAUGUCCGUUUUAAGGACACUCCCUGGAGCAUCAGGAUUGGUAGCCAGAACCACUGCGACGACGCCCUAUGCGUCGUCAACGUCAUCGAGCCAAUCGCCGGUGAGCUCAUGUUCAGCACAUCUUGCUGAACGCUGCUUAUGGCCAUACCACGCGCCCCUUCUGAAGACGGUCAGAUGGUCUUCAAAAGAGGACCUUGGCAAAGCAUCCAGUGGGAGUGGGUUGUUUACAGCCGCUUGCAACGGCUGGGCAGAAGCCCUGAGAUCUGCGAACGACUAUUGGACUAUGGACCGGAUUCUACGGAACACGGCUUGGUGCUGCGUUAUGUCGGUGUAUUUGAAGAGUUAUUCACGGAUAAAGUACCAUCCGUGAAGCAACAGCAGCUCCCUUUUUCCCUGACUGCCUGGGCAGCUGUGCGACUGAUCACGACGAUGAAGUACAUGCACGCCUCAAGAGUAUUACAUUGCGACAUUCAUCCCGGGAACAUCGGGUUUCCGCUGUGUCACAACCUGCAGGAACUCCUGUCCGCCCUGUGUCAAGACACCGAGGAGGUAUACCCGACUUUCAUCGAUUUCGAAUGGGCGCGAAUGCAAGGGUGGCAUCCGCUGCUUCCCCUCCAAAGACAAGCGGCAACAUGGACUUAUCAAUCUGACAGAGCUGUUCGAGAUGAGCCGUACUGUGCUGCCGACGAUUUCGAGUCGUUGGCAUAUUCGCUCAUCGCCUUUCGACUCCUGGCAGCCCCGCCGUGGCACGAAGAUAGCUACGACGCCUAUUACCCUCCCUCCGAGGACAGGGACACCUUCUUGGCUACCAGGGCGAGCCGCCUUCGAGACCUUCGCACGAAACGCGAGGUCGAAGAGGAGCUGCUGGAUAUGGUGGACUAUGCUAGGAGUCUGCAGCCGGGGGAUCCCAUCGAUUACGCCCAGUGGGUGGGCCGGCUGUCAAAGUUUGCUGCGGAUGUACGCUCGGACGUCUCCACGCUGGUCUGACUGACAUCUUCCCAUCGUUGACUUUGGCUGUGAUGUCGCAUUCUUUCCUCUUUGUCGCUCUGUAUGUUCCCCCCGCGUGGCAGUUGUCCAGAUUAGAUGUAUACCUAGUACUGUUUAUGUUGUGUGGCAAGUAUCAGUGUAUCAACAAGGCGUUCGGACCAAGGUACAUGUCGAAGCCGCCCAAAAUCUGUAGCAUCAUCCUAUCUAACACAUGUCAUGCCUGACU